AUGGCUCCUCAGCCGAUCCCCGGGCCUUUCUCGACCUGCGUCCCCCAGGGCGUCCUAAGCCCCCUGGUUAUGGAAAGGGGGCCGGUGCUGAUAGCCUUCUCUCUCCCUUCCUACCCAGACUUUCCUUUGCCCCCUCCUCCCCUUAUUGGGGACUGCGGCGAAGACUCGGAGGGUGCGUUCCCACCUCCACCUCCCCCGAUGAUCGAUGAGCCAUUCCCCCCUGCUCCUCCGGAGGAGGACAUCUUCCCCUCCCCACCACCUCCACUGGAGGAGGAGGGAGGACCUGAGGCCCCCACCCAGCUCCCACCGCAGCCUAGGGAGAAAGUGAGCAGUAUUGACCUGGAGAUCGACUCUCUGUCCUCACUGCUGGAUGACAUGACCAAGAAUGAUCCCUUCAAGGCCCGGGUAUCAUCUGGAUAUGUACCCCCACCAGUUGCCACUCCAUUUGUUCCCAAGCCUAGUACCAAGCCCGCCCCUGGGGGCACAGCACCCUUGCCUCCUUGGAAGACCCCUUCUAGCUCCCAGCCACCACCUCAGCCACAGGCCAAGCCUCAGGUCCAGCUCCAUGUCCAACCUCAGGCCAAGCCCCAGGUCCAGUCCCAGCCUGUGUCUUCCACUAAUGUACAGCCCCGAGGUCCCCUUUCUCAGGCUCCGACUCCCGCACCUAAGUUUGCUCCGGUGGCUCCCAAAUUUACUCCCGUGGCUUCCAAGUUCAGCCCUGGCACUCUAAGUGGACCCGGGUCACAGCCUAAUCAAAAAUUAGUGCCUCCAGAAGCUCCCUCUUCUGUGGGCACAGGGUCCCCUCAGCGCCCAAGCCUCACCUCUGCUCAGAAGAAAGAGAAGCCCUUAGUUCAAGAGAAGCAGCACCCAGUGCCUCCAGCUCAGAACCAAAACCAAAACCAGGUGCGCUCUCCUGGAGGCCCGGGACCCUUGACCCUCAAGGAGGUGGAGGAAUUGGAACAAUUGACUCAGCAGCUGAUGCAAGACAUGGAGCACCCUCAGAGGCAGAAUGCGAGUGUGCCGGUGGAGCACCCUCAGAGGCAGAAUGCGAGUGUGCCGGUGCCUGAGUUGUGCGGCCGAUGCCACGAGCCCCUGCCCCGUGCACAGCCUGCGGUCCGUGCCCUGGGACAGCUGUUCCACAUCACCUGCUUCACUUGCCAUCAGUGUCGACAGCAGCUGCAGGGAGGGCAGUUCUACAGCCUGGACGGGGUGCCGUUUUGCGAGGGCUGCUAUACCGAGACCCUGGAGAAGUGCAACACCUGUGGGCAGCCCAUCACUGACCGCAUGCUGAGGGCCACUGGCAAAGCCUACCAUCCACAUUGCUUCACCUGUGUGGUCUGUGCCUGUCCCCUGGAGGGCACCUCCUUCAUUGUCGACCAGGACAACCAGCCCCACUGUGUCCCUGACUAUCACAAGCAGUAUGCUCCAAGGUGCUCCGUCUGCUCGGAGCCCAUCAUGCCUGAGCCUGGCCGAGAUGAGACUGUACGAGUUGUCGCUCUGGACAAGAACUUCCAUAUGAAGUGUUACAAGUGUGAGGACUGUGGGAAGGCCCUGUCCAUUGAGGCUGAUGACAACGGCUGCUUCCCUCUGGAUGGCCAUGUCCUUUGUCGGAAGUGCCACACUGCUAGAGCCCAGACCUGAGUUGAGGAUGGGCCUCCUUCCAGACUACAGGUCCAUUCCCCACCGUGGACCACCCACACUGAGACCAAUCCUCGCCUCUACCCUCCCUGCAUUCCAACCCCCUCCCCAGUAUCUCAAGUGCCCUGACCCAGGGCCUCAGCAUGACCUAGAAGUGCUGAGGCCGGGUCCUGGUGCUGAGGCCGGCCCUGGGCUCCACCCCUUGCCUCUCUCAUGGGAUUGCCUAUCAUUCUGAGGUCCCCAACCCGAGGCUCACAUUUAGUGCUGUUGCUUGCACUGCUGCACCGAUGCCCUGCGCUGGCCUGAGCAGCCUAUGCACUGUGCUUGCUGAGGGUGGGAGAAUCCCGAACCCUCCAGGAGCCUGGCUGCAGCAGCCUGGACACCCACCUUGCCCUGUGCUGCUAGGUUGUGGCCACAGCUAAAAUGAUAAAACCUCAUUUUCCAGAA
Messenger RNA from Cricetulus griseus (Chinese hamster), 2085 nucleotides. The record is from RefSeq and is a predicted model, not a curated record. Lineage: Eukaryota; Metazoa; Chordata; Mammalia; Rodentia; Cricetidae.